Callithrix jacchus (white-tufted-ear marmoset) is the source of this 1763-nucleotide messenger RNA. It is a transcript of the gene TRAT1, whose product is annotated as T cell receptor associated transmembrane adaptor 1. Gene Ontology annotation, biological process: positive regulation of T cell receptor signaling pathway; negative regulation of receptor recycling. Gene Ontology annotation, cellular component: T cell receptor complex. NCBI's taxonomy places the organism in Eukaryota, Metazoa, Chordata, Mammalia, Primates, Cebidae. The record is from RefSeq and is a predicted model, not a curated record.
UUGAGACACCUCCAUCACCACAUUUCCUGUUUGUAACUGAAACAGUACACACAAAAGAUUUUGAGAAACAGAAGAGAAAAGAAACAGAAGCACAGCUAAAGACAGGUGUUAUUGUCAUGCUGCUCUUAACAUAACAGAGCAACAUCACCUAGGAAAAUAAGUUUGAGAGGAUUUCUAAUCUAUACAUUUUCUUAUGGCGAGUUAAGGAAUUCUCUCAAAAAAGAAGCAUGUCAGGGAGCUCUGGGUGCCCCUUUUUCCUCUGGGGACUUCUAGCAUUCUUGGGCUUGGCUUUGGUUACAUCCCUGAUCUUCAAUAUUUCCCACUGUGUGGAAAAGCAACGACAAGAUAAAAUGUACAGGUACUCCAAUGACUACAUUCCCAGGGCUGAUGAGUAUUAUAUUGAAGACACACCAAUUUAUGGUAACUUAGAUAUGAUUUCAGAACCAAUGGAUGAAAAUUGCUAUGAACAAAUGAAAGCCCGACCAGAGAAAUCUGUAAAUAAGAUGCAAGAAGCUACCCCAUCUGCACAGGCAACCAACGAAACACAGAUGUGCUACGCCUCACUUGAUCACAGCAUUAAGGGGAAGCGCAGAAAGCCCAGGAAACAGAAUACCCAUUUGUCAGACAAGGAUGGAGAUGAGCAAUCACAUGCACCGGAUGCCAGCAUUUCUAAGACCACCUUAGUAGACAGUUUCUCCCCAGAAAGCCAGGCAGUAGAGGAGAACAUUCAUGAUGAUCCCGUUAGACUGUUUGGAUUGAUCCGUGCUAAAAGAGAACCUAGAAACUAGCUGGACCAUGAUCUAGCUCAAUGAUUUGGCUCCUGCUGAAGAUGGUUGCUAAAAAAACAAGAUCCACGGAGGCCACAGAAGGACCUGGUGGCGGGAUGAUGACCUCAUCUGUUGAUGGGAUGGUGGCUUACCUCUUAUUCAGAGCUUACACUUACGCAUGCCAAAUGUAACACCAUGAAAACCAGCAUUUCAAAUAAGUUAAAAAAUGCUUAACUACUAAAAUGUAAAGCCUUAAUGUGCUCACCUCAGCAACACAUAUGCUAAAAAUUAAUAAAAUCCAGUUUGAAAAUUGAGCCUGAUAACAAAAUUACAAAUUCACAAUACCUAAUACUUAGGGAAAUAAAACAAAAUUUAAGCAUGAAUGUAUUCUGGAACACAUUAGAAGAAAAAGCCAAUGAGUCUUGUUCUUUUAAUUCUCCUUUCUCACCAAUGGGAAACACCCCAUAAUUAAAAGAAAUUUCUGAUUGAAAGGUAUAGGAAACAUUAAAAUGCGUUACUAAGAGAAGUAAUAUAAUCUUCCUACAAGGUAUUUUUCCCAAAGAUACCUUUACUAUUUCAAAAAUUGUCAAAUUAAUGUAUGCUCCUUGCAACAGCAAAGAAAUAUCAAAAAGAGUUGAGAAAUUCUACUAGAGACAAUCACUUUGAAAAACUUUCUAUAUAUCCUUCUAAAUAUUUUUCUGAGAUGCUUAUAUGUAUACAUCAGCUGUUUCUCUUUUUUUUUUUAACCAAAAUUGUGUUUUAUUUUGUACACAUGACUUAAACUUUCUUAACAAUAUAUUGUGGAUUUAUUUUCACUGUUAUAUUUAACUAUAUAUAAAUACACUUAUAUAUCAUGAUUUUAAUGUCUGCGUAGCACCACUGAUAACCAAAUCAGAGUUUAAAUAAUUUUAAUGACUUUAAAAACAAUUUAUUGAUACAAAAAGCAAGGUUGAGAUGACAAUGUUUCUUUCAGUAAUUAAAAAAAUAUUGCUUCAC